CAUGGCGCUGCUGGGGCCUGUGAUCUGGGACCCUAGACGAGAUGUCUACCUCCUGUUGCUGCUACUGUUGCUGCUGCUGCCGCCCUGGGUGCCGGCUGGGCUGGUUCCUUCAGAGAUCCCAAGUGCCUGUGCCUCAGACCCAUGUGCUCCAGGGACUAAGUGCCAGGCUACAGAAAGUGGUGGCUACACCUGUGAGCUCUCAGAGCUUGGAGGCUGUGCUAGUCAACCAUGCCACCACGGUGCACUGUGUGUGCCCCAGGGCCCAGAUCCUAACAGCUUCCGUUGCUACUGUGUGCCUGGAUUCCAGGGACCCCACUGUGAACUGGACAUCGAUGAGUGUGCCUCCCGGCCUUGCCACCAUGGGGGCACCUGCCGAAAUCUGGCGGAUCACUACGAGUGCCACUGCCCCCUGGGCUAUGCAGGCGUGACGUGUGAGGCCGAGGUGGACGAGUGCUCGUCAGCGCCCUGCCUGCACGGAGGCUCGUGCUUGGACGGCGUGGGCUCCUACCGCUGCGUGUGCGCGCCGGGAUACGCCGGUGCCAGCUGCCAGCUGGACGUGGACGAGUGCCAGAGCCAGCCGUGUGCGCACGGUGGCGUGUGUCACGACCUGGUCAACGGUUUCCGGUGCGACUGCGCGGACACGGGUUACGAAGGCCCGCGCUGUGAGCAGGAGGUGCUGGAGUGCGCCUCUGCGCCCUGCGCGCACAACGCGUCCUGUCUCGACGGCUUCCGGAGCUUCCGCUGCCUCUGCUGGCCAGGCUUCAGUGGAGAGCUGUGCGAAGUGGAUGAGGAUGAAUGUGCAUCGGAUCCCUGUCAUAACGGGGGCCGGUGCUUACAGCGCUCUGAUCCGACUUUGUAUGGGGGUGUUCAGGCCACCUUCCCGGGAGCAUUCAGCUUCAGCCACGCUGCUGGCUUCCUUUGCAGCUGUCCUCUGGGCUUUGCCGGGAAUGACUGCAGCGUGGAUGUAGAUGAGUGUGCCUCAGAGCCAUGCCUCAACGGAGGGAGCUGCCAGGAUCUGCCCAAUGGUUUCCAGUGCUACUGCCAGGAUGGAUACACAGGCCUGACAUGUCAGGAAGAUAUGGACGAAUGCCAGUCGGAACCAUGCCUGCAUGGUGGAACCUGCAGCGACACUGUAGCGGACUACAUCUGCCAGUGCCCGGAGGCCUGGGGUGGACAUGACUGUUCUGUGCAGCUCACAGGCUGCCAGGGCCACACCUGCCCACUGGCUGCCACCUGCAUCCCCACCUUCAAGUCUGGCCUCCAUAGUUAUUUCUGCCGUUGCCCACCUGGGACCUCUGGGCCUUUCUGUGGCCAGAAUACUACCUUCUCGGUUGUGGCUGGCAGUUCAGUGUGGGGAUUGGUGCCAGAUGGUUCCUCCCUGGGUCUGGCACUGAGAUUUCGUACCACAAUACUUGCUGGAGCCCUAGCUACUCUCAAGGACAGUUGGGACAGCUUGGAGUUGGUUCUGGUGGGGGCCAUGCUCCGGGCCACACUCUGGAGUCAUGGUACUGCUAUGCUUGUCCUUACAUUGCCAGACGUAGCCUUAAAUGAUGGGCACUGGCAUCAGGUGGAGGUGGCACUCCACCUGGGAACCCUGGAGCUGCGGCUCUGGCAUGAGGGCUGCCCUGGCCAGCUCUGUGUGGCCUCUGGUUCUGUGGCUACAGGUCCUACAGUCUCGGUGGCCUCUGGGCCUCCUGGGCCUUACUCCAUCCAUCUGGGUGGCAGGGCCUUUGCAGGCUGCUUCCAGGAUGUGAGUGUGGAAGGACACCUUCUGCUGCCCGAGGAGCUCAACGGAAAUGUGCUCCUGGGUUGUGAGCGCAAGGAACCUUGCCAGCCUCUGCCCUGUGUCCAUGGAGGGGCCUGCGUGGACCUGUGGACUCACUUCCGCUGUGACUGCCUGAGACCCUACUAUGGGUCCACAUGCACUGAUGAGGUUCCUGCUGCCACCUUUGGCUUGGGCGGUGCCAUGAGCUCAGCCUCCUUCCUGCUCCACCAGCUGCUAGGCCCAAACCUCACUGUGUCGUUUUUCCUCCGCACCCGUGAGCCUGCCGGCCUGCUGCUCCAGUUUGCCAACGAUUCAGUUGCUAGCCUAACCGUGUCCCUGAGUGAGGGCCAGAUCCGGGCUGAGGUGCUGGGUCACCCUGCUGUGACCCUCCCUGGGCGCUGGGAUGAUGGACUCCCCCACUUGGUGACACUCAGCUUUGGGCCUGACCAGCUAAAGGACCUGGGCCAGUGGCUGUAUGUGGGUGGAAGGUUCUACCCUGAGGACACCCAGCCCUGGGGUGGGCCCUUCCGAGGCUGUCUCCAGGACCUACAGCUCAACGGCAUCCACCUCCCCUUCUUCUCUUCCCCGAUGGAGAACUCAAGUUGGCCCAGUGAACUGGAAGCCGGUCAGUCCUUCAACAUCACCCAGGGCUGUGUCUCUGAGGACACAUGCAAUCCCAAUCCCUGUUUCAAUGGUGGAACGUGCCACGUCACCUGGAAUGAUUUCUACUGUACCUGCUCCGACAACUUCACAGGGCCCACCUGUGCCCAGCAGCGAUGGUGCCCCAGGCAGCCGUGCCCUCCGCCUGCCACCUGUGAGGAGGUUCCAGAUGGCUUUGUGUGUGUGGCCGAGGCUACGUUCCGCGAGGGCCCUCCUGCUGUGUUCACAGGCCACAACGUGUCCUCUUCGCACGCUCUCAGCGGGCUCACCCUGGCCUUCCGCACGCGGGACCCGGAGGCUGGGCUGCUGAGCGCCGCCUCCGCCGCGGGUGCUCACUCCAACAUCUGGCUGGCGGUGCGUAACGGCUCGCUGGCUGUAGACGUGGCGGGCUCGGUGCUGCCCGCGCCCGGGCCGCGCGUGGCCGACGGCGCCUGGCAUCGCGUGCGCCUAGCUCGGGAGUUCCCAGAGGCCGCUGCCUCGCGCUGGCUGCUGUGGCUGGACGGCGCGGCGACACCCGUGGCUUUGCACGGCUUGGGCGCGGACCUGGGCUUCCUGCACGGUCCGGGUGCUGUGCCUCUGCUACUGGCCGAGAACUUCACAGGCUGCCUGGGCCGCGUGGCGCUCGGCGGCCUCCCGUUACCCUUGGCCCCACCGCGGUCCGGCGCGAUGUCUGGGGCGCGCGAGCACUUCGUGGCCUGGCCCGGGUCUCCGGCAGUGAGCCUCGGCUGCCGCGGCGGGCCCGUAUGCACGCCCUCGCCCUGCCUGCACGGCGGCGCCUGCCGCGACCUCUUCGAUGUCUUCGCUUGCUCCUGCAGCCCGGCCUGGGAAGGACCCCGCUGCGAGGUCCGCGCUGACCCAUGUCGCUCUUCGCCCUGUGUCCGGGGCCAAUGCCAUGCGCGCCCGGACGGCCGCUUCGAGUGUCGCUGCCCUCCGGGCUUCUCUGGCCCGCGCUGCAGGUUGCCUAUCCUGCCUCAGGGAUGUAGCUUCAACUCCACCUGCAAGGAUGGCACCUCUUGUGAGGGUGGCCCCUUAGGCACCAACUGCAGUUGCCAGGAGGCUGGCCUCAGAUGUCAGAGGCUCGACCAACCCUGUGAAGCCAGCCCUUGUUUGAAUGGGGGCACCUGCCAGGUGGCCAGUGGCAUAUUUGAAUGUACUUGCAGUGCAGGAUUCUCUGGCCAGUUCUGUGAAGUGGUGAAAAGCCUGCCUCUGCCUCUGCCGUUCCCACUGCUGGAGGUAGCAGUGCCCGCAGCCUGUGCCUGCCUCCUCCUUCUCCUCCUGGGCCUUCUCUCAGGAAUCCUGGCUGCCAGAAAGCGCCGCCAGUCUGAGGGCACUUACAGCCCAAGUCAGCAGGAGGUGGCUGGGGCCCGGCUGGAGAUGGACAGUGUCCUCAAGGUGCCACCAGAGGAGAGACUUAUCUAGGCUUGCCUAGCUGCUGGUGCCAUGUCCUGAAGGUCCUAAAGGGUCACUGUAGGACUUCUACCUGGAGAUCCAAGGAGAUGGUUUCCAGAGCUGGGACAUCCAUAGGAUGUGCUCCCAUGGUUGGCAGUCCUUGCUCCUGUCCAUCAUGGACUCAGGAAAUGGGGAACAACUCAGGGAAGCAGAGGAGGCUUUGAGAGUCUGCACUUCUCUGACCUGCUGGGCUGUAUACAGGGCACAUGUGGGUGCCAUGGUAUGACAGGGUGUGUGUGUGCCUGUGUGUGUGUGUGCCUGUGUGUGUGUGUGCCUGUGUGUGUGCGCACACACACAUCUGUCUGUUGAGGAAGAGGAGGAGAGAAGAGAGAGAGAGGAGGGAGAUUGAGAAUGUACAUGGGGAUAUGUUGGUCUGCGGAUUGUAAUGUGUUAUGACUGUGCUGAGGGCUUCAUGUCUGGGGACAACCCAGAUGGAUACCUCUGAGACAGGGGCAGCCCAAUGCUGCACAUUCUCUAGCAUUGGACAGGGCAGAGCUUACUCAAGCACCUAGGCUUUGGUCUUGACAUCUUGAUCACCCUCCGAGGACAGCCCUUAUCCUGAAGAAGCUGGGAAACGAAGACUUUCCUUGGUUUCCAGAACAAAAGCCCUUUUAGGCAGAUCUGAUGGACAGUGUCAUGGCCAUGUCUGUUGGGCAGGUCUGCAGGAACCAAGGAGCAGCUAGCUGCCCUGGGCUGUCCUGCCUGCUGUGGGCAUUUGCCAGAGUGGAGUAACCUGUCUGCCUACCUCACACGGUUAUUCUGAGGAUCUGAGAGACAAACAGGCAAAAGUCCUCCAGUCUGAUGGAAAGAACUGGCUGCCCUUUUGGGUGUUGGAAAGUGUCUCGCCUGCCUAGAGUUGAAAGGGCUUCUUGGAACCCUGGCAAGGAGGUCAGAGGGGUGGAAGAAUGGAGAUGCCAUUCUCCUCUGUCCCUGGCCCCUGCAAACCCACUAUCUUGUGGUUCUCUGGCACAGGCUGUCCCUUUGCCUGCAGUUCUGUUGCCAAGGAAGGCCUCAGUUGUGUGCCAAACAACAGUGCACGGCAGAUGGACAUCAGACAGCCUCUACAUUGGCUCUCGGGCCGCCGAAGUCGAUUACAUCCUGUGGCUACUCAGUGCGCUUGACUUCUGACACCCCCUCCCCCAGGGCAUUGUCCUACAGGUCUAGCCUCCCACGAACUCCCCAAAGCCCUCUGACUUGGAGACGCGUCCUUUGUCAUCCUUGUUCACCUCCUUACUGGAGUUUCCACAUGCAUAUGCCAGGCGACUUUCACACAAGGAAGCUGGGUGUUUCCAGGUCUCAGUUGCCUUUGCCUUGGAAGGCACAGACUUGGGGGAGCCAGGGGCCCGGUAGGAGCUUUGAUAUGAGACUCUUGGAUGCUAAGCUAGGAGAGUCACUUCGUUCUUACCCUGUAGUGGUGGGGCCACUUUGCCCCCAGCUGUCUCCAUGUCCCUCAGGAGAGGGGAGAGGAAACUGGUCCCUGGAUGAACUGUUGCAGUUGCCAGCUCCUGUGGAAUGCCAACGUAACAUUCCAGUUCCACCACAGUGUCACCAAUGUGGCCUGCACAAGUACUCCCUUGGGGUAGAUGCUGUUCUUGCCUAGAUAUGGGGGAGGGGUGGAACUUGUUCCUUCAUAUAGUUCUGCCCCCCUACCCAUUCAUAAUUUCCUCACUGGGAGGGACAGUGUAAGUGGCUCAGAGCCUCAAGCGUGCAUAGGCUGGAGUACAGUGACCUCUGCUUCUGCAGAAUGGCUGGUGGAGAUGGCUAAGUGCCUGCUCAGGCUUCCCAACCCCCAGAGCUCCUUGAAGGACUCAGGACUACAGCCCCCUCCCCAGUUUUAUUGACCACAAAUAGAGUGCAUUGUUGGGACUGCAAAUUCUACCCAGUGAAAUGGACAGAUGACAACAGACGUGCACUGGCUCCAGUGGACCACAGGUGUGUGCAUUCCCAGGCUGCCCGACACCUUGUCACCCUACUGGCCCACUGGGCUGGGGCACUGCCUCAUCUUGGGUGGAACCCAGAAUUUGCUGGGAUGGAGGAAGUGAAACUGAGGUCUGUCCUGGAACACCAGAAUGCCAGGAGGCUUCCCAUGACCCAGGUGAGACUCCAUUCCCCAGCAGCUGAGCGCACCUCCAAGACAGAGCCCUGGGGAGGGCGCAUCUCUGGCCUAGGCCUCAGGGACCCAUAAACAACCUCUUGGACACAGAGAGGGUCCCUAAAGUGACAGGGACCUCUGAUGAUCCAACCUCCUUGUUCCCAACCCCCAGAAACCCUGGGGUAGGCUGUCUGACCAUUUACACGUAGGAAAUGAGAAACCAGGUCAAAUGUGCACAAUUUCCUGCAUGUCUCUGAUGGAUGUUUUCUUAAACCGUUAGUCUGUGUUUUACCUUGGUUUAUUGAAAGGAAUCAAUUUUCAAGAUUCAUCAAAUCAAUAAGGUAAAAAGGAAAAGCAAGAUCAAAGAAACAAUAACAAAACAUUUCAUUAUAA
Molecule: messenger RNA, 6359 nt
Organism: Grammomys surdaster
Lineage: Eukaryota; Metazoa; Chordata; Mammalia; Rodentia; Muridae
Gene: Crb2
Product: crumbs cell polarity complex component 2
Exons: 13
Coding region: 2-3844 (1280 amino acids)
Biological process (GO): heterophilic cell-cell adhesion; establishment or maintenance of epithelial cell apical/basal polarity
Cellular component (GO): protein-containing complex; plasma membrane
Molecular function (GO): calcium ion binding
Source: RefSeq, a predicted model, not a curated record